AUGAUUAUGGACACGCAGACUUACUCUACUACAUUUACUACUAAAAUAACCAUCGCAAACAUCAGUCCCGAAGGAGAUACAGCCACCUUAUGGGAAGCUUAUCAGAUCACCGCUCACAUGGACCAGAAGCUCACAAGAGCCGGUCUCUGGACUCUUCGACAAGAUGAGUCCACCACACCCCACGAGCACCAUAACCAAGGAGACCCCAAUGCCCGUACUACAACUGGUGAAUGGGCACUUCAUUCACACCCAUUAAGAAACGGUGUGCUGCGUGGUGCGUCGUCGACAAUAAGAGGGAGGAAGGGUAUGGUGAGGAAGUCCAUGAGGUAUGGGGUUCUCGAGGCUUAUUUGGACGACCCGAUAAUGGGGAGGACGGACCUAACGGGGCUCCACUUAAGGUGUACGACCAUAAUGGUGAGAUAUGCGCCCCUGACAACGGUCAUAGAGCGAGGCGAUGGGAGCGUAUUGUUGGCAGGGUUCUAUGGGAAAAUCUUGGAUACUCUGCAAGAGUGGACUAAUUUCACAUACACUUGCCACCACGUGCAAGACGGCCAAUGGGGCUCCAAGGUGGACGGAGAGUGGAAUGGGAUGAUGAAGGAACUGCUUGAAGGGACAGCUGACAUCGCCGUGUCUCCGCUGUCCAUCACAGAAGUCAGGAGUACAGCUGCGGACUUCCUUUAUGGCUUGACGACCUCUAGCUUCAAAAUCAUAGUGAGACGACCGUUGAACGAAGAUUACAUGUGGACAGCGUAUUCGAAACAAUUUGAAAUCGGUGUCUGGGGAAUGAUCGUUUUCGUCGUCAUGAUCCUCGCUUUGUCAUUAUUCGCUGUGUCUUACUUCUCUGAGCGAGUGCAGAUUUCCCUUGCAGACUGUGUGUUUGCAAUCAUUGGCAUCUUCUUGGGAAAAGGUGUAGAACAAAAGAUCGAAACAGGAGCUGGAAGAACAUUAAUACUAACGGCACUCUUAGCACAUGUUAUACUUCUGACGUUCUACACAAGCAACUUAGUAUCUGCUCUUACCGUGGGACCUCCUCUGCCGCCCUUGAAGAACCUGCAGGAUGUCUAUAAUGACCGGUCGUUGAGGUUUGGCUUCCUAAAGGGAUCAUCACUCACGAACAUGUUUGACCUCCCCAAUCCCCUUUUCCAAGCCAUCCUGAGAGAGAUGAAAGAGGAGGACUUCGUCGACACUCCUGACGAAGGCAUGGAAAGGGUGCUAGGUGAACGAUACGCCUUCAUGGAGUGGGAACUCUUCUACGACCUCAACUAUGGGAGUGAAUGUGGAGUAUUUGCGUUGCCUGCGUCGUACUUCCCGAGUUACGCUUCACUGGCGCUGACGAAGGGGUCUCCGUUGGUGCCGGUGCUGAAUAAAAUUCUUCAUCAUGGACAUAUUAAUGGCUGGGCUGCCGACGAAAUGGUGGCUGGAGUUGAAACAUGUCACGGAAGACUGCAACCUCCCCAGACGUCAGCCAUCGAGCUCAAGACGAUGCUGACCCCUUUCUUAGUCCUGGGGAUCGGUAUCCUGGUGUCCUUUGGGUUCCUGUGUACCGAGGUCUUGCUCAGAAGGGACUCGUCCGGUGGGACUCUCCGUGCUGGGGAAUAG
Messenger RNA from Penaeus vannamei (Pacific white shrimp), 1599 nucleotides. Lineage: Eukaryota; Metazoa; Arthropoda; Malacostraca; Decapoda; Penaeidae. The record is from RefSeq and is a predicted model, not a curated record.